GUGUUUGCUUUAUUUACUUUAGCCCACCGUCACUUCCUUGUGUCUGUAAACGGCGCGCGCUUGUUGAAUGGUUUUCACUGGAAAUAUUGUGUUAAAGCAAGUAGGAAGAAUUAACAGUUUUAUUAGAAUGGCACAGUUUUUUACUGAACCGGCGUGGCCCCAAAGUUUGACAUGUCUUAAAAAUAUAGAUGCCCUGCUGAGGUGUACUAUAUGUUUUGAUUACAUAGACAUUGCCAUGAUGAUUCAACAGUGUUCACACAACUAUUGUUCAUUAUGUAUAAGGAAGUUCUUGUCUCUCAAAAGUCAGUGCCCACUGUGCAAUCUGACUGUGACUGAAUCAGAUUUGAGAAAUAACAGAGUACUUGAUGACCUUGUGAAGAGCUUCCGAUCUGUAAGGCAGCAGUUUUUGCAGAUUGAUUCCGAAUCUCCACCAAAGACCCCACAGGCACCUGGCAAAGUAAGCCGGGCAAAUUGUAAAGGACCCAUCAGGAAAAAAGUGCAGGAAAAUACGUUACGUAACUGCUUUCUUCAGAAAGCAAACCCAGUAUCUUCUUCAAAAGAAGCUGAAUCACAGUCUUCCUGUACAGACAUAAGACCCAAGACUCUUUUGGAAAAAACUAUUAAGGAAGAGCCCCUGGAGAUUCCUACAGGAUCUGCAUCCAGUAUGUCUUCCAACCCUGAACAACCUUCAACUUCUUUGGGAGUUAAACAAUUUAUGAAAGUGGAAUGUCCAGCAUGUGGACUUGGCAUUUCUGAGCAGUAUAUCAACAAACAUCUGGACAUCUGUCUGACGAAGAGUGAGAAAAAGGAGAGCCUGAGAAGGACCUCUCUUUCCAGCUCUGUUGCCAAAAGGAAACCCAUGGCCAAAGUGGUUUAUGACCUGCUGUCUGAUCGGGACCUAAAGAAAAGACUAAAGGCGCUCACCCUUUCCACACAGGGAACCAGGCAGCAGCUCAUUAAAAGGCAUCAGAAGUAUUUGCAAAUGUACAAUGCUCAGUGUGACUCAUUAAACCCCAAAUCAGCUCAAGAAAUUGUAAACGAAGUUGAAAAGAAUGAGAAGAUGAUGGCACAAUAUGACGGACAAUCCAAUAGUGUGAUGGUGUUUUCAAAGAAUCAAACAGAAGAAGAAAUUGAUGAAAUACAUGCACAAUACCGUAAACAGCACAAGAGCGAGUUUCAUCAUCUGAUUGAGAAGGUGAGAGGUCGCUGGAAUUCAGGGAAAAGGAAGAUUAAAGAAGAGCCAAUAGAAGAAGGAUCUUAUGAAGGAGAAUGCUCAACAGUGUUAGACGGUAAGAAGCCAUACAGAGACGUGACGACACCAGAGGCUUACAAACCCAAGUCUGAAUCAGAAGUUUCUUUGAAAGAUGAAUCACUCCUUAUGAAUGAAAUCCAGGCACCCUCAAGUCCUUCAUUAUCUAUGAUUUCAAUUAGCAGGCUCAGCUCACCACUAUCACCCCCGCGCUGACUCGGGAGUGGGGAAGACGAACACACGCUGUCCUCCAAAGCGUGUGCCGUCAGCCGACCGCUUCUUAUCACACUGCAGACUCACCAUGCAGCCACCUCAGAGCUACAGCAUCAGAGGACAACGCAGCUCUAGGCAUCUUACAGGCAAGCCCGCAGGUGCCCGGCCAGACUACAGGGGUCGCUGGUGCGCGGUGAGCCGAAGACACCCUGGCCAACCUAAUCCCCCCCCAGAGCGGCGCUCGGCCAAUUGUGUGCCGCACCCUGGGAGUUCCCAUCCACAGUGGAAUAGCCUGGACUCGAACCUGCGAUGUCCAGGCUAUAGGGCGCAUCCUGCACUCCACACAGAGCACCUUUACCAGUUACGCCACUCGGGAGCCCAGCUUGGCUGUUUUUGUAUAGUUUUAAAAUGCUUUGAUCAGGUCACACUUGCUCUGAUCAAAGCCCUUAACACUAUUAUCCUGAAACGACUGUGAUUCUGGUGCAUGAUUGACCAUAAAUGUUAAUUUAACGUCUACUGAAAGCAAUUUGAUGUUUUCAAGCCAAGGCUUUUUGUAUUCAGUUAUCUCUGUCCUGCACACUUUGAAACAUAACUCGGUUUACAGCAUGUGGCAUGAAAACAAUUUGUUUGAAAAGGUUAGUCAUUUGAUUGAAAGUGGGGUAGCACUGCCAAAAUCCAGGUGCUAUAAGGUAAGUGACCUUCUGUGACAGU
Molecule: messenger RNA, 2173 nt
Organism: Acipenser ruthenus (sterlet)
Lineage: Eukaryota; Metazoa; Chordata; Actinopteri; Acipenseriformes; Acipenseridae
Product: E3 ubiquitin-protein ligase RAD18-like
Exons: 12
Coding region: 68-1465 (465 amino acids)
Biological process (GO): DNA damage tolerance; protein monoubiquitination
Cellular component (GO): nucleus; Rad6-Rad18 complex
Molecular function (GO): ubiquitin protein ligase activity; single-stranded DNA binding
Source: RefSeq, a predicted model, not a curated record